AUGUUGUUAUGGUUGAAGAAUGUGACAGACCUGGGACAUUCGCGGGGCAAGAGAGGCCUCGCUGACCUCUUUGACCCGAUCCUGUUCAAACUCCAGUCCCCUGCUUGCGACUGGAAGAAAAUCAUCGGUUCGGAAGACAUAGGAGCGUCAUUUGGUCUCAUCAUAAAGAACGGUCUGGACUUGAACAUUGCGCCCCUGAGUGGUCACCUGAUAGUGGACGUUCACGACGAGGUUUUCGCACGCGUGCAUCUCGGCAUCCUGAACAUCAACCUGGACAUUGUUGUCAUUCGGAUGUGUUUCAAGGGCCACACUGAAUACAGUUUCAACCUGCUUCAGGAAUUUGACAUCAACAGUAUCACAGAUCUCACCACGAAGUUUGACAAUAUCAUCACCAAAAUCUUCGACAACAUCAACCGAGGUGUGUCCACCUUGCAACAGAUCAUAGCGGGCGAUAUAGACUUCAUACAGAUGUUUGAGGACCUAAAGGACGCGGUCGAAGAUCUCCCCAACAAGGUUUGGGAUAUUGGCGAAGCCGUCAAAUUUGCCAUGAGAAUCAUGGGAAAAUAUGCGGUGGAGGACUGGCCGGUGCACCUGCAGCCAUUGGUCAGGGCAGUAUACGGGGUUGUCAACAAGAUCAACAAAAUCAGGACUGAUGUCUUAACAUUCUAUGACCUCCUGACACAAACAGUGACCGUUGAUCUACCCUGGGCAGCCGAUCAGAUAUGGGAAUCCAUCGUAGUGAUAGUGGAGAACCUUGAUGACGUCUUCACCAACCCUAAAGGCGCAUUGGCAGACAUCUUCAAAGCCGUCUUCAGGUUGCAGCAGGCAGUUGCCAAGAUACUGGAAAACAAGAGAAAGAUGGAAAACAUUGUUUACCCUGGUGGUCAUUUUCCGGACUGGUUCUACCCGCGGGCGAUGGUGGAGGAAGCACGGGAUAACCUGACCAAUGGAUAUGCGGCCACUAAGACUGCUACAAGUGCCUGGCUAGUGCAGUCAAAGAAGGACCCCAUCCGAGCAUACACAGGCAUCAAAGAAUCAAAACUGAGAAAGAUCAUGGAGACUGAGCUGGAAAGUGUCAUCACCAAGCUGAAGGAGCCGCUUGAACCACUGUUGACUCUCGCUGACCAGUUUCUCACCGUCUACAACAGUGGCAUGAAUAUCAUCAAUGCUGUCAAGGAAGGAUACACCCUGCUGAAUGAACAAUACCUGAAGGUGAUGGGCAUGUACCAGAGUCUGUUUGGUGCCAGGGCUCACGUGAAGUUCAAGAGGAAGAUGAACCUAGAGAGGGGUGGUGGUUGCCCUGGUGGUUUCUUUCCAACCACUCAUAACGGAAAGUACGGUGACCGGAAGGGCGUUGACCUCGAAGCCGCUGUGGGCGAUAAGGUGUAUUCCCCAUUUACAGGAACUUUGGAAAGGAUAAGCAGCACAGCAGUGCGCAUCAACUGCACAGGAGCUUCCGUAGCUGGGCUGACGGCCUAUGUGGAGAACAUUCAGCUGAAGUCUGAUGUCUUUGCAGACAUCACUGCCAAAACAGCAGAGGUGACUGGAGGUCAAGACAUAGGAACAGUGGUGACUUCAGGAUGUAACAACCACAUCCACUUUGCCAUCAAGAAAGGCACAGGCUACCUGGACCCUACCAAGUUCCUGGAGCCAAGGGGGAUCCAGAUACCAACCUGGGUACAAGACUGUGAUGACUACAAGCUGGUCUGGAAGCUGAAGACCAUUGCAGCAGGAUCAGUGGUGGGCCUGGCAGGAAAACAGCAGAAGGACACGACUCCGGGGAGAACCGCCACCAAACCAGACACCUCCAACCUGAAGGGGAAGAUGUCCUCACGGAGGGGCAGGAGGAAACGGUCUGCCAUCAACACCAACGCAGCAACGGCCAGCAAGUACGGUUUCCCAGCAGUCAAUGCUUCAGGUCCCUCCAGCCUCUUUAAUAUCAACAACCUGAAGGUCGGACACGUGUUGGACUUCCUGGAUGAGCUGGGCAUGACUGAGAGCAAGGCCAGCCUGCAGCAAGUGGCUGAUGACCUGAAGGCACUUCUGGAUUCGAAACCCUGCGAGCGCCCGGAGUCGAUGACCGAGGCACAGCUGAGGAUGGAGCUGCAGCUCCGAGGACAGAACAGCACGGGCAGCCGACCGAUACUCGUAGAGAAGAUGAGGAAGUCUGAUGUGGAUAUGUGUCCUUUCCUGACAUUGUCAGUGCCCAGUAAUGUCUAUUGUAAGUUCUCGGACCUGUGUCUGGGACUGACAUGCUGUGUGGAUAUGAAGAUGUGGAAGUUCCGUAAGUCCAUCAAAGCCUACGCUGUCUUCAACAUCACUGACUUCACGUUCUACAUGGGGAUAGAGACAGCAGGGGUCGAACCCUUCAGAUAUCAGUACAAGGUGGCUGACGCAUUCUGGGGUAUACAAAAAGAGAUAGCCACUCCGUUAACAAUUGACUUCACUGGUGAGGACCCAAUGAACCUGAAAAUGAGGUUUAUGCUUGAGUACAAGGAACCAUCACACUUCUUCCUGACGUUCAGCGUGGGUCUGUGUGGUGAGAAGUGCUUGGACUUUAUCCAUCUGUUAAAACGUGCGCCCAUCCCGGUACCGAAGAGAGGACCAAACGGGGAGUUGGUCAUGCCGGAACUGGACAUAACGGCCAUAGCUCAGACCGUGGUCAAGACGGCGAUGUCAGAUAUCACCCAUAUGGCUCUAGUGGCCCUGGGGCUUCCAAGUGACCUGUUGGACGGAUCCAAGACCUGCAUGUUUCCCCAUCGGCUCACAGUGGGCCAGCUGACCGCUGAACUGAAGAACAGGUCACUACCAACCACAGGGAACCAAAACGCACUUGUACAGAGGUUAAAGGAUUCAGACUCAACCUGUGACUAUGGUGCCACUCUCCCAGCAUUACCGACAAGGCUGAACAACAGUGUGCACUGCAAAAUGGACCACACAUGCCUUGGUAUCAGUUGCUGCAUGAUGCUCAACAUCAAGAGACUGAACUUCACCAGAGCCUUCAAUGCAUGGCUGCGACUCGAUGCCUGCAACUUUCAGUUCAUCGUAGGUUUCGAGACACUUGAGCACAGAAAGCUACUCUUCACUUACCCAUGGGGAAUACCGCAAGACAUCAAACUCACAGAAGGCGUCUACAUGAUUCUCACAAUCAACAAAACGGCAACAGAUUUCAUCGUGGACUUUGGCGUGAGAAUUUGUGAGCCGCAUGAGUGCAUCAUUGAGGGCAACUUCAUCCGACACCUGGUGGUGCCCAUCCCCAUCUGCAACAAGAUAAGAUUUGAUGCUGCAUCAAUUGACCGGUUCAUCCAACAAGCAGGAUCAAACAUGGCUUCAGGACUUGUGGAUCUCAUCGUUGAAAAUGCAGGACUUCAAGACAUCUUCUACCCAGCUGGGUACGUCGUUGCUCUUCCCAAAAGGACUCUGCCAGGUAACUGUUCCCUGGCCCCCAGCUUCGACUGGCUGCCUAAGGGUUUCAGCUGCCAGGUCAACGCCUUCUGCCUGGGGAUAGACUGUAUCAUGAACAUGAACCUGAUGAACUACACCAAUGUCGCAUCCUUGGCCUAUGUCAAUCUGGAUUUCUGUAACUACACCUUCAACAUUGGACUUGGGAACUGGAGCUAUCAUCUGGCCCUGUUCACCUAUCCCUGGGGAAAAGUGCAGGAAAAGAUCCUGGGAGAGGAUGCCUUCCACUUGCACUAUUCCAUUGCCAAGAAUGAUGUGAAGAAAGUGUUUGUGGUGAACUUCAAUGUGACACUCUGUAUCGAAGGGAGGUGCUCCGACAGCAACCCUCUGAUGAGGAACAUGGAGAUCCCACAGCCUUUCUGUAACACCAAUCUGUCCGCAACCAUAUCAAAUGUGUCUGUAAGUGGACUACAGCAUUACGUCGAGCAGCAGGGAUAUGUGGUGGGCCAAGUUCUGGCUGAGACCAGUAAAAACGCCCUUCUACAGAUCCUGGGGAUAGACGACCUUGUGGAGGAUCGCACCUGUCCCCGACCAGUGGUACUGCAGAGUGGGUGGUCAGGACUCGACAGAUGUACGGACAUGAAUGCCCCAACGUUGCCCAACAACAUGACCUGCACCGUCCAGUCCAACUGUCUGGGCCUGACCUGCUGUAUGGACGUCAACCUGAAACUGGUCAACAUCACCCUGAAGGCUUCCGCUGUGCUGGACAUGUGUAACUACACUCUGUCUCUAACACUGGGGAAGAGGGUCAUCAACAAGGUGUUAUUUGUCUACAACUGGGGAACUAGAGAAGAAAUUCCCAUUGGUGAUGCAUUCAAGAUCUAUUACUACAUCAAGAAAAAUGAUGCAGAGAAGAAGUUCCUUGUAACCGUGGAGAUAGCGCUGAUCAUUGACGGUGAUGUGGAGGCUGUGUACACACUUCUGAAGGACAGCAAGAUCCCACAGCUCCUCUGUGAUCCUCAGGCUACUCUGGCCUUCAUCGAUGGUGCGAGGUCAGUUGCUGGCUAUCUAGAAGCCCUGAACAUCUCUGAGGCCACCCAGGUGACCAGUACAGCCAUCUCUGGACUCCUGAGUUACAAUGGGAUCAGUGAUGUGUUCGACCUGGCCACAAGCUACCUGCCUCCCAUCAGCUCUGUCGUGUUCAUGGGUUGGAUAGAUGUCCCACUAGAUGCCUGUCCUGAUGUGACCUGGCCAGAGCUGGCUACAGGUGUGGUAUGUGAGGUGACCAGCAGCACCUGCACAGGUGUCACCUGUUACAGGGAGUUUGACCUGAGCCUGGAGUCCUUCGAAUCAAAGACGUGGAUGGACUUCGACCCAUGCGACUACCAACUGACCAUUGGGCUGGGUUUAAAAACUGUCAGAUACUCCGUGCUACCUUCAAACACCUGGAAUUAUACCUGGGGUGAAGUUAAGACCGUCAAGUUUGGGACUGUCUUCAACAUGACCUUUGCAAUUGGCAAGGAAGGAGACGACUUUGUCUUCGACUUCUCCUUGAGAUACUGCCAGGAUGUCGGACACUGCACCAACACCACCUUCUUGAAGAAAACAAAAGUUCCUCAACCCGCCUGUUACAAACAAGAUGUGUGGACGCCAACUUCAGGAUCUGUGAGCACGGCCAUCACCCAGAUGAAGCAGGCUGCUGUGAUGUCCCCUGUGCUGCCAGGUGUGUUUGUGGAGGCAGCAGACAGAGCCAUGGGAGUGGUGCAGGUGUUCACUGGAGCUACAGACUGUACGGGCAGCACCAGUGGGUGGACUGGGGCAAACAAUUGCCCAGCUGCCCUGUUGCCCACCCUCCCAACUGGAGUGGGCUGUACUGCCAGUGAUGGCUGCUACCAUGUGACCUGCUGUAUGACCCUUGACCUCUGCUCCAUCAGACAGGUCAAGCCAAAUUUCCAUGUGAACUUUGACCCCUGUACCUACAUCCUGUCUGUGGGGAUGGGAACAUGGACCUCUGAGUUCAACUUGUACCAGUACACUUGGGGUGAAACGGAGACCAUCUCCAUUGGCUCAAUCCUUUCCUUCAGCUACAGUAUCCAGAAGCUGGACAGUGAAGAUGUUUUCCAGAUCAGCUCCUCCUUCAGACUGUCCUGUGGGACCAGUACGGCCACAAACAUCCCGGUCAUGCACAACACUAAGGUGCCGUACAAGACUGACUGUGGAGCUGUCGACAUUCCAGACACAGUUGAUGCCUUCCUGGCCCUACAGGGAGGUCAGGUAGGGAAUGCUGGACAGGACUACGUGAUGAGAGGCCUGGGAUUGGCUGACACCUUUGCUGGUCACAGCUGUAGUCACCAAUCAUCAACCAGUGGUGCAUGGCAUGGGCUAGAUGCUUGCCCAAGCACAUUCCAGCCACCAACCUUGCCCAGCACUGUGGACUGCACACUUGAUAGCCUUUGCAUGGGGAUGAGCUGUUGCAGUGACUUUGACCUUAAGGUUGGCACAUUCAGGACCACUGCAGCUCUGAACUUUGACCCCUGUAAGUUAACUCUGUCAGCCAGAAUCGGUGGUACAGAGUUUACAGGUCUGGAUCUCUACACUUACACCUGGGGCACUGAAGAGACACUGAGUGUUGGCUUGAAUGAUGAGCUGCGCCUCACAUACACCAUCAGCCAUGACAAGCCAGCCAAGACAUAUUACCUCAGCUUCUCAGUGACUACAUGUGUGGACACCUGCACUACACCAGUGGUCAUCCUGUCACACGUGGGCAUCCCUGAACCUGCAUGUGUUCAGGAGAUGCCUGUUCUCCCAGGAGCUGGCACCAUCCAGGAUUUGGUCACACAGUACAGUGACAGUCUGGGUGACGCAGCCCUCCAGCCUGCCUACAGAUACUGGGGUCUGCCUGACGACUUCAACCCUCAGGACACCUGCAUGGUCCCCUCAAUGUCACCUUCAUGUGACCUUGACCUCAGCACCUUGAACCUCCCCGACACGUACCAGUAUUCACUCCACGACUCCUGUACCGGGAUUGAAACCUGCGUGGAAUGUGACCUUCAGGUUCAAACGAGGUCAUCCAAGGUGGCUGUGAGCUUUGACCCCUGUGACAUGACCUUGACCCUGACCCUACACAGUUUGAGCCACACGGUCAGGCUGUACGACUUUGAAUGGGAAGUGGAGCAAGUCUGGGAGAUUGGCAGUCUGUACCAGCUCAAAUACACUCUGUGGAAUGAACUUGAGGCAAGACAGUACAGGAUCGACCUUGAGGUCAUGACCUGCCUUGACCCUGGCAGCUGCCAAUCCUGUGGUCAUGUGAUGCAGAACUCUGUCUUCCCAAAACCAACAUGUGACACUGAAGCAAGCUGCGAGCUGGAUGCAUCCAACCCAGGCCUUAGUGUAACAGCCUACCUGAACAGUUUCGGAGCUGACACCACAGACGCUGUGGCAGAGGAAGCCCUUGCAAACAUAUACCAGUGCCAGGGAAUCCCCUACAUGAUGACUGAGUCUUGCACCGCACAGGCAGACAACUGUUGGUGGACCUCUUCCUUCUCAAAUGGGACAGACUGUGGGGCUGAUAACAGCUGUACAGGCAUCACUUGCUGCCAUGAGUUUGACUACAAGAUCAUCACAAAACGUCUCAGUGUCCACUUUGACAUCGACCCGUGUACGUACGUCGUGUCCCACGGAAUCGGCAGCCAGACUUUCACCCACAACUUCUUUGACUUCCCCUGGGGCCAGGAGCAGCAAAUUAGGAUCGAAAAAGCUUUCUUCAUCAGGUACACAGUGGCAGAUGAAGGCACCAACUACAGAGUGAGCUACUUCGUGGCCCAGUGUAGGGAUGACAUGUGUCAGAACGGAUGGGACCUUCUGUCUGAUGCGUUCAUCACCAAACGACAGUGCACAGCAGAGACAUGUAGUGCUCUUCAACUGCCAGGUGACAGCAGCCUGUCUGGCUUUGCCUCAGAGAUGGGUGGAACUGUGAAUGAUUAUGUGAUGGACGCAGUCUUCUGUAAACUGAACAUGAGGGACCAGCUUGGUGCAGAGGAGUGCUCUCUCCAGCCUAGCGGGGUUGGACCAUCAGAGUGCUCCAGUAUCGCACUUCCAGAUGUUCCUGGGCUACACUGUGAGAUCAACCCAGGUUGUCUUGGCUUCAACUGUUGUAUGGAGAUUGACCUAAGGGUGAAGACCUGGAGUUUUAAGAUGGGGGUUACUUAUGACCCUGUGACAUACAAGGUGGAAGCAGCUGUUGGAAACAGAAAACACGACUUUGAACCAUUCCUGUAUCCAUGGGGAGAGGAGCAGAGUGACACUGUUGGUCCAAUCACUGUCAAGUACAAUGUUGACUACCCUGCUGGUGGAGACUGUAACUCCAUGAAGUUUAGCAUGGAACUUGAUGUCACCAUUGAUGGGACCAGGGAACCCAACAUGCCUCUCACCAUAGAGGCCACCUCUGCCCACCCAUUGGUGGAUGCUCCAUAUGUCCUUCCAGACACCGUAGACAGCUUCCUUACAGAGGAAACCAGAAACCCACUGAAAGAACAGGCAGUGUUCCGCUCCCUGGGGACAUCUGACCUGUUCUGUCUGGAUGCCUGUAGCCACAGUGUUCAGGCAACAGUCCCUGACACCUGUGUGGAACAGAACACCACCCUCCCAAGUGAACCAGGCAACCUCACAUGCAGCUACACUGACCAAUGCAGCAGUGCCGAAUGCUGCUUGUCUGUAGACUUCAAGACUGGACGUAGGUCCUUCAGUGUGUGGUACCAGGUUGAUGUGAACUCCUAUGAACUGUCUGUCGGACUGGGUAGCUAUGUCUUCACUUCCAGUUUGUUACUGCCAUUAAAUGAGGACAAAGAGGAACCUAUUGGCGAUGUCUUCAGGAUAAGGUACAACAUUGAGAGCAUGACAGAAGAUCAACAGUACAAGGCCAACUUGAGGGUUAUCUUCAACACUGGGGAUGGAGAUGAAGAGUUCAUCCUCCUGGACAACAUCCUCCUUCCAGAAGCAGCACUUGAUCCAGAUGUUCCCUUUACGAUUGAAGGUGUUUCUGCACAUCCAAUGGCUUUCUAUCCUCUAAGCACACAACUGGGUGGAAUGGAUGUAACAAAGACUGCAGACAAUGCCGUCCUCCAAGGAACAACCUCCGGUACAGGACUCAACAACGAAGACGGUGGGUCUCAGACCCUACAAGUGACUGCAGACUCUCCAGCAUACGUAGACUUCCCAAACGAUGGCAACCUGGAGUCAAGAUCUUCCAUAACCAUACUCGCAGCCAUUCGUCCGAGUACGCUUGACCAGUCUGCACCAAUCUUUGACUACACAGGAGGCAGUGUGGGUCCUGAUGUCCACGGUUUGUACCUCUGGCUUUCACCAAAUGGGACUCUGAGUGCAAACCUCAAGAUGCAGACCCUGGCUGGCGUACAAGAUGUGAUGUUUCAGUCGGAAGAAAACGCAGUGACGGCGGGAGAAUGGAACUUUGUCGGCAUCUCCUACGACAAUGUCACCGCAAGAGGAUACCUGUGGGUGGACGGUGAAGUUGUCGGGGAGGUACGACACCAGCCGGGAUUGCUCGCAACGGACACUAAUGCGAGGGCAGGGUACGCGGAAGACGCUGAUGGGAACAGUUAUGCCUUCAGUGGGAACCUGGCCUGUGUACAAGUCUGGAACAUUUCCCUGACUGGUCAACAAGUAGGAGAAGCCAUGAACUUCUGUCCAUACUCUGGAUCUUUCUCUAUAACAGCCUGGCCAGAGACAGUUGCAAAGUUCCUCCAGUCUGUCCACUAUGAUCCUGCGGUAACUGGACCAAUCACUGACACCAUGACCAAGGCUGUGUUCCGCCAUUACGACAUGUACAACUACCUGCAGCAGGAUGAGUGUGACACUGCAUCCCUUACUGCAACGGUCUGCCCUGACCUGUCCUUGAAACAAGACGACACAGUAUUCCUCCAGCCGGCUGACCAAUGCCUUGGAGUCCACGGCUGCAUCAAGCUGGACUAUGCAGUGAAAUCUUACUCCUUUGACCUAUCAUUUUCUCUUGACCCCAACACCUUCACUGUAUUAUACAGUUUUGGUGGGCAACAGUUCAGUGCAGAUCUCUUUGAAGUGGCCAAUGGAGAAGUACAAACCCAGCGCAUCAGUAGCAGUAUUGAACUGAAAUGGACUGCCCGUCCCCUGGUGUUUGGUGAACUCAUCAGUGUGAACCUUGACCUCCACUUUGCCACAGACAACCACCUGGUUGUCCACAGUAUUCUGAAGAAUGUCAGCCUACCCAACAAGGCUAUCGAGCAGUCUGAUGCAUCAACAUUUGCAAAUGUCCUGUCAAAGGUAAAGAAUUUCCCAGCAUCCUUAGCUGAGGCGGAGUAUCUUUCGUUCACUGGGUCGCAGCUUGGAAUAGAUGCAGCAAUUCUUCGACAACCAAGUUUGUGGGAGGAGGAACUGACGAUGCCAACCUUUACUGCUGGUAGUAACUGCAUCUUGAAAACUGUGGCAGAGAAUGUUGCUGAGUUGUCCAACAAUAUGGUCUCAUGUGUGGCUCUGGAACACUGCGUGGGGAUCCAAUGUCAAGCAAGUGUUGACCUGAAAGUCGUUCAACCCGUCUUCCUGGUCUCGCUGAAGAUCAACCCCUGCUUGCCGGACGUUGGCACGACAAUCAGGUUUGAAAACGAGCAGCGCUACCUGAAUUUCAGCUCUACGUAUGACGUUUCGGAGGGACCUCUGGAGACCCUUGACUUUGGAGACCACAUCAAGCUGCAGUACAGUGUUCUACGUGGGCCUGACCAGACCUUUGUCACAACUUUGAACCUAUUGAUGUGUGUGAACAACAUCUGUGCUGUGAACGUCCCCAUCUUGGAUGAGCUCAGCAUCCCCAGGCCUCCCUACUGCACUCGCAGGCGAAGGGAUCUCCAAGCCUCAGAGGAAGCCAUGACGUUGGUGAAAACUCCAAAAUUCGUCCCCCUUAUGAUCCACACCUUGGGAAAUGGGCUAGAGGUUCAGGCAAAGGAGUGCAAGCACACACUUCAUGUGAACUAUGACCCAAAAGCUCCAGAGUGUCCAGGUCUACCCCAGAUGUGGCAUCACCACAAGAAGUGCCUGCCGUACAGAAACUGUCGUGGUGUCUCCUGCUGUGUCCACCUGGAUGCUGACCACUCAGACCUCAUGAGCCACGUCAGCCUGGACACGGACAUGUGUGGCCGACACCUGACCAUUCGGGUUGGCAACUGGUCAUUCACCGAGACCAUUCCAAAGGCACACAAGAGGUUCUCGCAAAAAGCGAAAAUUGGAGAAGCUGUGCAAGUCUUCUACGCUGCCAUGAACCCCGAUGGUCAGAGAGUUGUGGUGGAUUUCAAACUGCACGUAUGUGACCACGAAGCAGACGAACAACACUGCCACAAAGUAGUAAUCCUAAAGAAUGCCGUCAUUCCCCUGUUUGCUUGUAGAGAAGAGAAACUGAUUGGUGACACAGCCAGAGCCUCUUCUCUUCGAUACAAAGGAAAGGCAGCAAAACGAAUCCCAGACCCAACGACAGCAGUCCAGAUGGUUGAGCCAGCCGGCAAGUUCAAGGCCUUAGCAGCCUACAGGAAGCAACAAGAAGCUAUAAAAAUGCACCACAGCCUGGUAAAGAGGUCUACUACCGCAACUAACCCUGUCAUGAACAUGACGUUCUUGGACAUCAGAAAGACGUUGGACUUAAACAACAUCGACCCAAUCCUCGCAUUCAACCUUCUUAAGAGCAUGAAGGAACUGCUUGCAGACCUUGUGAAUGAAGCUAUUGACCUGCUGUUGAGCAAGAGUGUGGAAGACAUCUUUUCUUCCUUUGAUAUCACCUUGAGAGGCUCGUUUGACUUCCCAAAGAAGACCAUCGUGUUUUUCGAGUACCGCUGGAAUGUCCUAGUUGGUGGUCUUGUGCCAAUGCAAUUUGGGUUUGGUGCAGAUGGGUAUUAUGGGAUGGACUGCUUUGUGGCUGCCAAGGUUAUGACCAUGACACUCCAAGGUGGUGUGACCCCCUAUGUUGGGAUCACAGUGUGGGGGGAGAUGGGGGUUGGUGCCAUCAUGUACGCAAAGCUACGUCUGGAGGGAGACAUCAUGCAAACUCGCUUCCCAACCGUGGCGGAGAUCAUAUUCAGCAAGUUCCCAUUUGACAUUGGGCUGACACUGGAUGUUGAGCUGAUCCCUCUGGAGUUGCGUCUGAAGGCCCUGGUCACAGUUGAGGUCUCGAUCCCGCUGAUCGGAACCAUUAAAGAGACCCUGUUUGAAGCCUUACUGUGGCAAUUCACAACCCAGACUAUCACUGAACGCAUCCUGGACCUCAGUACAAAAGAGGAAGAUGAGUCGCCACCACAGAUAGAACCACCUGUUGGCGGAGGCUCUUCAACGGGACAAUGUGUCGUGGAGCAGAUACCUGGCUUGGACUACACGGAGCCAGCGUUUGAGAUAGAGGUCGCCGCCAACGACGACAGGUCACCCGCCAACCUGUUCUACAGUGUGGGGACGUCACCAGGGGAGUCUGACGUUGUUGAAAAGGAGACAUUGGGAGGAUCUGUCACUCAAAUCAAACAGGACUUGGUGUAUGGUGUUCCACUUCACUUCAUCGUCCAUGCCUGUAACACUGGUGGUCAGUGCUCUCAGGCCACCUGUAGUCUGCCCACCUACGACAACACUCCAACUACAGGCAAGAUUGAAGUGGACUACUUCUCCACAAGUGAUCCGACCAAGUUGAGUGCGGCUGUGAAGUUGCACGAUGAUUCAGCGCUGACUGGUCAGAGAUGGGCGUUGGGCUAUGGUCAGGGAGUCUGGGGGGACCAGAUAGGAGAGUGGAGAUCCUUCACCAUCAAAAAGAGCACCACAAGCUCUAGUGGCUUGGCUGCCUUCACCGCUCCAAGGGAAGGUCGUCUUGGAGUGGAUGCCUUCAAGGUCAUGGCCGGUAAGGACGCAAACAAUGUACCUUACACUCCUGAGAGGUGUGCCACUGAGUGUCUGAAGUACACCGACGUGAUCUGUAAGAGCUUCAACUUCGACUACGAUGAGUCCAAAACCUGUGAGCUGUUGGGAGAGAUUGAAGCUGUGGGACAGAAGGGUGGAGCACAAGUGCAAAUUUCUGGCCGGUUCCACUUCUAUGAGAGGUUGGGUGUUGGCCACACUGCCGCCCUCUCUCUGGAUGGUCUGGAGCUGAUUCACAAUCAGCUGUACUUCUUCAACGUAGAGGCAGACAACAGUUUGGAAUACCUUGGGCAGAUUGCAUCAAGGGGAAUCCUGGCAGACUUCACCCCACCAGAUCCUGGAUUUGCAGGAGACGUUCUCAGUGAUGAGACUUCCUACGAGGCUUGUCACGACAAGGUGGUGGGAAAAUGGCACCAGAACAGAUGUGAGACGUCUACAUCACGACUCCCCAAUCACAGGAUUAUUCAGGAUGGACCAACGUCCAGGACUAUAUCCAAUGGUAUGAAGCAUCAGGUUGGAGGGUACUACACCAGGGCCAACACUUUCAUCUCAAUAAGCUUUGAUGGAAUCCAUGACGAUGAGACCGGGAUCUACGGCUACUCCUGGUGCGCAGGAGUGGAGUACUGUGACUGUAUGAUCCACCCACACCACGACCCACAUGACCACCUGUAUGACAGCUCAGAGUGGACGCACACUGGAACCAUCUACCCGAUUCCACCUGCACCCACUGUGGUCAAUGGCAUUCUGCCUGACAGAAGAUACUAUCUCAGUAUUCGUGCAUUCAACAACGUUGCCCACGGAGGAACCAUGUCGCUCACAGUCUGCCACACAUCUCCCUACGGCAUUGACAACACCCCGCCAGUAUUCCAUGGUCUCACUGGAGUCGAAUUUGACAUUGACACAAAUGACCUUCAGAUUUCCUACAAUGCAAGUGAUGAACAGUCGGCUGUUGUGGAGGCGGACAUCGGACUGGGCCUCACCAAGUUUGAUGUCUUGGUGAUGAACUGGGAACGCCACAACCACACCGGCACCAUCGAGAUCAACCCGACCAUCGAAGACGGAGUUCCCGCGUGGCCUAAGAUAAGGGCAGUUAAUGGAGUAUACCUGAUGACAGUGGGUACAGCUGAUGUGCCUAUAGUCAUUGACGGGUCUGCACCCAUUGGUGGAGAUGUUUUUGAUGGGAGUGAUUAUGGAGAAGAUCUAGACUGGACAUCAGAGCUGAAUGAGGUGUGUGCUAACUGGAAGGACUUCUAUGAUCCCGAAUCCGGACUGAAGAUCUACUGGUGGGGUGUCGGCACCACCCCAGGUGAAACUGAUCUGAUGGCCUUCGAGUCCGUCGACACGAGGACCCACCAAGCCUGUGCCAACCUUGCCACACCACUGGUGCACAUGUCUAAGUACUACACCACAGUAGUGGCCGUCCAUGGAGGAUACAGGGGAAUGAACGUCUCAGUAACAAGCAAUGGCUCCCAAGUGGACUUGACUCCACCAGAAUCUGGUUGGUUUGUUGAUGGAAACAGUGAGGAAACAGAUGGUAAUGGUGUUCCCAUUGACCUUGAGUUCACCUCCGAGCCUGCAAGAGUCGACGCCCAAUGGGGAGACUUCUUAGACCCAGAGUCUGGCGUUGACGAGUUUACGCUGUCCAUCUAUAGGAGGCAACUUAAUGGUGAUGGCAUAUAUGGAGAUGACCAGCUCAUGCAUGGCCCUGAUGACAUUGACAAGAGCCAACGAGCUGCCAACUUCUUCCACUUCCACCUCAUUCAUGGUGAUGUUGUCUGGAGCAAACUCACAGCCAUCAAUGUUGCUGGAGGUGUGACGGAGGCGUUGACUGAUGGCUUCAUCGUGGACCUGACUCCUCCUGUGUUUGACUACCUGGUGGACAUCUGGGACGGGGAUUCCACAACAGAUACAGACAGGGACUUCCAGACGAACCAAGAUUCAUUUUCAUCGGGCUGGGGUUUCCUUGACAAUGAGUCUGGACUGGACCACUUCAAGAUGGCCAUCUUUGAGACCCUACAUGGUACCAAACAGCAGAUCUUCCCAGAUGACACCUGGGAGUUGCUCUACCCUGCAACCCUUGACCAUCACAAGGUGAGUGGUCUGAGCCUGAGCGCGGGAGCCCUGUACCAGACCAGGGUGGCGGCCGUCAACAGGGCGCUGCUCUCUGCCGCUUAUGACACCGAUGGAGCCAUUGUCGACCCAUCACCACCUGUGAUCCUGUAUGUGCGUGUGGGAGUACUGGAUGGAAGUGAGGAGGAGAAGAUAGAUGGUUAUGUGUGGCAGGCUGACCCUGAGGGCAUCCAAGCCUCCUGGAAAGCUCUGGAUCCAGAGAGUCAGAUCAAGGACUAUUGGGUGUGCAUUGGCACAAGUUCUGGGUCAUGCAAUGUACUUGACUACCAGAACAUGGGCUCAGAAGAAGCAGGUUACAUCAAUGGUCUCAGCCUCACCCUGACGGACUGGAACAGCAAGACUCCUGUGUACUACGUCACAGUGAAGGCCAGGAAUGGCGCCAACUCCUUCUCCGACACCACCACGUCUACUCCCGUCUUUGUCGUGGACAGGGACAAGGCUGGUUACAUCACAGAUGGAGCAGAGGAGGGUGUCGACAUAGACUAUCAGAAGGAUGACAUCACUCUCAUGGCACACUUUUCAGGUUUUGAGAGCCAGUUGAAUGGUAUAGCUCACUACCUGUGGGCUGUGGGUACCUCCAGUGGUGAGGAUGAUGUCCAACCCUUCCUGUCUGCUGGGAUCAUUCUUAAACCUGAGGACCAAGUCAGGGGUGGAGGUCUGGGUGGUAGUGGGAAAGCAAGAGCUAUCCUCUCCCUUGCCUGUGGCACUGCGUAUUAUGUGACCAUCCGUGCAGUCACUGGGGCCGGGGACAUUCUGGAGUCCUACUCUGAUGGCGUCACUGUGGUCUGCAGUAGGCCAGUGGUCGACAUCACACGUAUCGGUGUAGAUCUCUCUGGUGGUAAUACGGCUGUAGCAGCAGGUGAAACAACCUACAGACAGGAUAAGGAUGCCCUGAGUGCUGCUUGGGAAGUCAGUGAUGCCACCUGCCCGGUUACAUCCGGCUGGUACCAGUUUGGUACUGUUCCAUCCGGUUCCAGCAUCCGGUCACCAACCAGCUACGAUCCAAGCUAUGGGAACAAGGCAGCCAUCACACCAGUUGGUGCAGGUAUGCCCAACAUCCUGACAGUCUCUGCAGAAAACGCAGCAGGCAUCAGUGGCUUCUCCAUCAGCAGUAGUGUCAUCAUUGAUGAGACUCCUCCAGACAUUGGAACUGUGACCUGUCCUGAGUACCUACCCGGUGCUUCCACGGAGAUCUAUUGCACCUGGGCUUUCUUUCUUGAGUUGGAGAGCAGGAUAGACAGAUUUGAGGUGAGGAUUGGUACAAUGGAAGGCAAGGAUGACACCAUGGGUGCAGUGACGCUUGAGGGCAGUAGGUCUGACUACAGAGCCACAGGGCUCAUCCUGGAUGACACGCACCAGUACUAUGUCACAGUGACAGCUUACAACAGCGUAGGUCUGAAGACAGAUGCCUACUCCGGUAGCAUUGUUGUCGAUGCCUCUCCACCAGUGACUGGAGUUGUAGUGGAGCUUUCUGAUCUCAACACUGUCAGCUUCAGUACUGAAGCCAGCCCUGUGUCAAACUGCACUGGAGAUGAAUGUACUUUGGCAAAGGAUGCACUCUGCCAGAAGUCUCUCACACAAGUGACUGCGGAAUGGACCCCCUUCAGUGAUCCGGAUUCUUCCAUUGACAAGAUGGAGCUUGCCAUAGGCAGCACACCAGGAGCAGGUGAUGUGAGGAAGUACAGGGAGGUAGAGGUGAACCCCAGCGGACCCAUCUCUAUUGAAGGGCUGGAUCUCACUGAGGUUUCACAGGUGUUUGUUGCAGUAAAGGCUUACAACAAGGCAGGCUUGACUACAGUAGCCAUCUCCAAUGGUGUAUACAUCAGUAAGGACUCCAGAGGUUUGGUAUAUGAUGGAGAGAAUGCUGGACAAGACCUAGAGUACCAGACAUCCUUGAACACUUUGUAUGCGAGCUGGGACUUCAGUGGAGACCCCUGUCCUAUCGCAAACUACGAGUGGGCGAUCACCAGGGUGGAUGAAACAGUCGUACAGGACUUCACAGAUGUCGAUGUGAACACCUGGAGCUCCAAUGACAACCUGCAAAUGACAGACGGGGAGACCUACUACGUCACAGUGAAGGCAACCAACAUACAGAACAUCACGAGGAUCGAACGGUCCAAUGGAAUAACUGUCCAGAGAGAGCCACUCAUCCCAGGACUUGUGCGGGAUGGACCAGUUCCUGGAUAUGACCUCAACUUCCAGAUAGCGGAUGACGAAAUCUCGGCCAACUACGACGGCUUUGGCGUGGACCGCAGCAGCAUCAACGCUGUGUCCUCUGGCAACCCUUCAGUUGAAAAAACAGAGGAGGAAUCUGCACACCAGGCAGUCGACUACUAUGAAAUUGCAGUUGGAACGGACCGACUGUACAAGUCUACCCGCAACAACAUCAUUGACUUCACCAAUGUGGGGCUGAACAAAACCUGGACCUUCUUCUUCGUGGAGAAUCUGGUCCCAAAGACUGGGAUCUACUAUGUGACUGUGCGAGCCUCCAGCGCUAACUACGCCCAGGUGGAGGUCACCUCUAAUGGGAUCAGGGUGGGCUGUGAUGGUGGUGUCACAGCUGGUGAUGUAACAGUGCCAGCCUUCAUCAACUCCCCGUCCAAAGUACUGGUGGAAUGGUCCAAUUUUGAAACAGAAGCAGAAGGCAUUCACCUGAACUUCGUUGGCAUCGGGCACAAGACUGACAACACCACAGCCUACCAGGAUGUACAUGCACUGCAUUGCAAGGACAUGAUGGACACAAACAGUGAAGUGUACGCAUCUCUCAACACCGACUUUUUCACCACCCUGGACUGGACUGUGGUUGACAAGGACACCUUCUACAAGGCAGAGGGGUUAGACUUUCAGCAUGAUGAAGACUACUUUGCUACUGUCGUAGCCAUGGAUGUAACUGGUGAAUGUAACAAGACCACAGCAACAUUCCAUGUGGAUCUCACAGAUCCAAUAGAGGGAAGACUGAGAGCUGGUCCAUUGUAUGAUAUGGUAAUGACAUAUGUGGACAGCUCUGAGACCUUUGCGGUCAACUGGGAGGACUACUUGGACCCAGAGAGCGGCAUUGCCUCCUAUGAACUGGCCCUGUUCAAGGCAGCAUCUUGUGCUGUGGAAGAUGAAGAUUCCUUGUCAGUUGAGGUAGACUGGAUCCGGCUAAACAACUCCUACAGAUCCUAUGCGUUUGUGGAACUAGAACUAAGGACCAACAUCCCUUACUAUGUCCACCUGAGGGUGACCAACAAUGCUGGGUCGUCCAUCCUGACUGUGUCCGCCCCCAUCAUCUAUGACCUGUCCAAAAUCUCCAUCGGUUCCCUGGUGGAUGGGCACAACUAUACUGAAGACCUGGAGUACCAUGGAGACAACACAAUACUGCCAGGUAUGUUCCUGCACCUUGCGGACCCAGGGGCUGAAGAGUGUCCCCGGACCCCCUCCCCCUUUACUGACGGGACCUGGCAGGAAGUCACCACCGACAAGCUAUGGGGAAUGUGCCAGGACACAUCCAACUGUUGGAAUGCCACCUUCAGGGCUAAACAGGUUAAGAUAUCAGAAAACGGUGAUGAUAUAAAGAUCACCAUGAUUCGGGAUGUCCAGAAACCACAGCUGUACACUGGUGCCAUAUACAGGCCUGCUGAUAUGCAGAAGGGUGGGACUUAUCAGGUUGACAUCCGAGCUGCUUCAGGCAUAGCUGUUACCAAUGUGCUGUUCUACACUGGUCCUGACGGUACUGUGGGGGACUUCAACUACUGCAUGGACUGCUGCUUGAGUGAUAGCGACUCUAAGUAUUGCCCAACCUGUACCUGCAGUAGGUACACGGUGGUAGAAGAGCCUGAACCUGAGACUCAGGACACGAGUACGGCAGCAUCAGACGCCCCGCCCUUCGCGGUCAUUCCAGAUCCGGUGUCCGGAGAGACUUACGAGGGAGACGAGAACGAACGAUUUGUCACCCAGAGUGCCUGCGGCAUGCAGAUCCAUCCCUCGGGGACGUCAAACUCAAAGCUGAUUCUGUGGUGCCGAUACCACAAUGAUGUGUACAAUCCCACGUACAAGGACGUCUACCUGAACUUUGACCCAUCAAGACAAUGGUACACCUACAAAUUUGUGUUCAAGCGAACAACUUGGGAAAGUCUGGAGGACUGGUCCUUAGAGCUGUACAUAGAUGACCAGAUGUGGGCCAUGAUUUCCGGGCUCCCUGCCUUCAACGACACCACCAAGCUCAUGUUCAGCAUGUGGAACAAGGAUAACCAGGUGCCAGAACUGGAGGACAAGUUCAACCCAUUUGAAACCUACGCUUAUUUCCGAAGAGUCAUACUCCCCCCACCCAGUGAUGUACUGUGCAGAUAUGGCCGCCCGUGGAGAGGCAACACUGCACCAAUCAUCAAGUACUACGGAGGGGUGAUGUCGGAAGAUGUGAAUGGCACUGCGUACCAAGUCGUGGACUUCAGAGAGAUCUACGACCCAUGUAUCGCGUGUCUGGAUGGAUGCAGCAGGUUUGCCUGUGACCCCACAUGUGACGGCCAGGCUAGUGAGAACAUCGAGGUCAAGUUCAACCUGACCGACCUCGCCCUCCCCACCACCAGAACAGUCACAGAUGAGGAUGGGGAGGAGGAGACCUAUGCCAUCCCUUACAAACUCAUAGUGAGAGCCUUGUCUGCAAAGGGCCAGACUGUGAACACUACUUCUAAUGGCUUCUACAUUGACAUGACCCCUCCAACGUUGGAGUCAUCGUUCCACUUUGAUAAGGCACAGGGUGACAAGCCAACAUCCUACCAACAGUCCAAUGACACCAUCAAGGCUUACUGGAGGUUCACAGACUCAGACAGUGGAAUCAAGGAAAUCUUCUGGGCCAUAUUUGACAAUGAUGGCACACAGCUUCAGGACUACGAAUCUGUGGGAAUCAACCAGACUGCAGAGAACAGCACCUUGGCAGGUCGACUUCUAAACAACCACACCUGUUAUGUAGCCUUGAAGGCUGUCAACAAGGCAGGACUUAUUGGGACUGGUACUACAUCAGGUGUUACAGUACAGUUACUGCCACCAGACAUUGAUAUAGAGACCACUGCACUCGGAACUGCAGAAUUUGACACGCCAACGACACCUGUCGCCAAGAAGAGCAGCAACGGAAAAGAAUGUGGAGUUUCUUUCCAGAAACCAACGGAUGAAGGAAUAAACAAAACAUUGGUGGGCAUUAAAUUGUGUGGUGAAGAUGGUGAGUUCACGGUUCCCUACAUCCAAGUUGCGACCAACGGCGCGGGUACGGUCGCCAUCAGGGACGGCCACCUCUACAUUUCUGACGUGGUGGUGGCCAACGUGUCGGCCCUCCCCAAACCCAUUGACCUAGCCUGUUUUGUUGAAGCUGAGACCAAGCCCAGCACAUCGGAUGUAGAGGCACAGAAGUCUGCCUCCAGUUACAUGGAGGCUAAUCCUAACGCAAAAGACAGCGUCUCACAGUGCAGUUCAUCAACUCCUUCUGCAUCUGGCACCAACUACAACAUUCCACCAGGAUCAUGUACCAUGAACUGUGUGAAGAUGUGUUAUCCUUCAAACCUCUGCACUGAGUCAUGUAAUGGACCCAUCAUCACCCUAGCUGAUGGGGAUGAAGCUGUGACAGCUGAGCCAGGCCAGCCCCUGAGUGCCAGCAGUGCAGAUCUCAGGAGGAGAAGGAAGAGGUCCACUCCAGAUGACUAUGACUUAACAAUAACAGCCAUGGGUGAGGUGUCCCCUGGAGUCACCCUAGCUUUUGGGAUGUUGGAUGAUGCUCGGAUCGCUGAAGAGUACGGCUCAGAUGCCUCCGAUGACUUCAUCCCCUACAUCACUGAUCCUGCACUCACUAUAGAAGCUAACAUGACAUCCCGGUACCUACUGGGAAGGAUCAAGACCAUCAUGAACCCCAGUUUCUACCUGACGACAGUGGGCCAGGUGGAGCUGAACGACUCCCUCGCCAUAACAACCACCUUUGACCCCUCUGCCAACUGGACAGAACUCACGCAGUUGUUGAUCUUUUGGAACAAAGACUUGGAUGAAUGGGAUGAUGCCUCUCGUACCUGUAAUGAACAUGGACAGACAGAGGUGGAUGAAGUUGCCGGGACUCUGACAACAUAUGUCUGUUCCACUAACUACCCAACCCGACGUAGCCAGAGAACCAGGAGGUCCACAGACUCCAGUGUGCACUACUUCAGCAGGGAGACUCAGUUUGCUGUGGUCAUCGCUCUGAAGGGGAUCCCCAACGAACCUCCAGAGUUUACAUCAACUCUGCAAGUUUGGAUGGAGGAAGAUUCUGGGACCCUGAUGUACUGGAUUGAAUCAGAUGAUGCUGAUGGUGAUGACCUGAUCUAUGGGAUAGUCCCUGGGGAAGUGGCACAGUUUGGAACUAUCUCUCUGUCUGAGGAUGGACUCCUGCAAUACAAGAACUUCAAGGAGGAGUGGGGAUUUGACAAUCUCACCAUCUUCAUCCGAGAGAACCGUACGGACGAUGACAUCAUCCCUGCCCUGGAGACCCAGGCUCUCCUCAGCAUCGAGGUCAUCUUCGUGAAUGACUGGCCGGAGUUCUCAGUGGAAAUAGAUGGACAGAUGAGACUUGUGACUGAGAACAAUACGCUCGAGGUAACUGUUGAACAAAACAUUGAGACCAACAUCUACUACCAGCCGUACCAGAUCGUAGUGACAGUGUGGGACCCUGAUAACUACGACACACUUCAGGUGGAACAGUACAACGCAACGUUUGGAACAGCAUAUGUCCAACUGUUGGAACCAGAUCCUGCAGAGAUCCCAGCAGAAGGAACCUUCAUCAAGGCACAGGUGACGUACGUCCCCAUAGAGAACUUCUACGGCCAUGAUGAGUUUAUCCUGAUCGGCAUCGAUGCUGCAGGGGCGUACUCAGAGCGCCUGAUCUUUGACAUGCACAUUCUCAACAUGCCUUGUGUCAACAAUGCUACCUGCAGAGGAAUCGAGGAUGACUGGAACUGCACACACACCAAACGUGCGGAUGGAUACGAUGGAUAUGAGUGUGAGUGCCUUCCCGGCUGGGUGGGGCGCUACUGUGAGACAGACUUUGAUGAGUGUGUGUCCAGUCCAUGUCCAUGGCCAAAGGAGUGUCACGAUGGGCUUGACCACUACUGGUGCCAAUGUCCAGACUCCAACCCCAACUGUGAGGUACUGCCUCCCUGGGCUAUUGCUCUCAUUGCCUUGUCUAUCGCUGGAUCAAUAGUUGCAGGGAUUUCCUACUACAGAUACAGGGAGCUCAAGAAACGAUACCACAUCAAGAAACUCAACAAAACCCUGGAGGAUGAACCAGAUCAGACAAAACCAAAAGAGACAUUCAUCAAAAAGGAACGCCUGCCUUCAGAGGGUAUCCUUGGGCCCAUGGCUGUGCUGGGCGAAGAUGCUGUCAAGAAGCCAGCCCCAAGACCACCAGCCCCACAAGGACCUACUGGCUUCAGCAAGGCCGAUGCUGCAACCAAGAGGCUUCAGCCGGCUGCAGCAAUGGAGCCCAUGCGGAGGUCUCCCCUCAGCUUCAACCCACGGCGUAACUCCAUCGGCGUUGUUGAAGGAUCGGGAACCUUCCUUUCAGUGCCAUCGUCGGAUGUACCAAGGCGAGCAUCAGACAGUAGUGUUAUCGAGAAGGUACCCGAGGAGACAGCGUUCGCUCCCACCCCCGAACCGGCGAGGAUCCCGACCCCAGUAACACCCACUAAUGUGGAACUCAUCACAGAUGAACUGGCAGAGAAACGACAGAUGGCCUUACAGCAUGCCAAACAACGGUUCGCCAGGCCAGCCAUUGGAGAUGGGAACGCUGCUGAAGGUCCCAACCGAUUUGCUCAGACUGAUGCUGCUAUUGCCAGACUUCCGCGAGGACCUGGACACAAGAGGAGGGACCCGAGCAUGUGGGAAUGAUGAGCUGUUUAACAACAUACAGAAGACUAGUUAUGAUUUAUUAUUUUACUGCUGUGAUGUGAAAAUGUCUUGUUUUUGUUCAUUUCAUCCCAAAGAAUUAGUUGUAAAUUUCUGAUCAUUAUUUUUUGUCAAGUGUUAAGUUUGAAUGAUUAUUAACGUUUGGUUUAUCAAGCGUGUUAUUUUGCAAGAAGAAUAUCCAGAAAUUUGCCAAAUUCCAAACUUUUGUGUACAAAAGUAUUUUUGUUGGUUUUAUUCAUCUGAAUUUGGAAUAUUAUUGCACUACCUUUGAAGCACCACGCACAAUGAUUUUAGGACGUUAGUGGAAAUUUGUUAAAUGUUUGCUUAUUUGGUGUGUAAAUUCAUUGCCGUGUUUUAUCAUGCUUACUCUGAAAUGUGGAAAAGACAUGUCUAGCCAAUACUAUAGACAGCUGGACGACCUGAUCAAAUUUAUUAUUGAAUACAUUAUUGUGUUCAUUGAAUCUAUUUUUAUAAGCCUUACUUUAUCUUACUUGAAUACCUCAUCAGCUGUCUGCUUUACUGGUUUGAGUUGGUUCAAUAAAAAUACAGUGUGAACUUU
Messenger RNA from Branchiostoma floridae (Florida lancelet), 22918 nucleotides. RefSeq lists its product as uncharacterized. Gene Ontology annotation, molecular function: calcium ion binding; protein binding. The record is from RefSeq and is a predicted model, not a curated record. Bases 1 to 22341 code for a protein of 7446 amino acids. Lineage: Eukaryota; Metazoa; Chordata; Leptocardii; Amphioxiformes; Branchiostomatidae. The transcript has 121 exons.